CGCGUCGCUCGCCAUGGCUCUCCCCGUCAUCACCAUCGACGUCGACUAUACUGCGGAGAAAGACCGCAUCAAGCAGUUCCUCUCAACAUUCACCUCCCAAGACAAGGACCUCGUCGAUGGCUUCGCAGACAUCGCCCUCGGAGACGAGGGUGACGCGCCAACCAGGACAAAGAAUGUCAAAUACAUGCAGCAGCUGCAAAGAAUAGCCAACCGAGAGCAAGAGAUGCUUAUUAUUGACUUGGAAGAUAUUUCAGAGCAUGAGCGUACUGUCGCGGAGCUGGUAUCCAGAAUUCGCCGAAAUGCACGCCGUUAUAUCGCGCUCUUCAGCGAGGUCGUCGACCAGCUCAUGCCUCUGCCAACAAAGGAUAUCAGCGAGCACGACGAAGUCAUCGACGUCAUCCUUCAUCAGCGUAGAGAGCGUAACGAGCGCACAGAAGGGACGCAGGAAGGCUUUCCAGACCAUCUGUUGAGGCGAUACAACCUGUACUUCCAACCUCUGAAGUCCGACAUCGCAAUGGCAGUUCGCGACGUGAAGGGCACGCAUCUCGGUAGACUCAUCACCGUACGUGGGAUCGUCACUCGCGUCUCGGAAGUCAAGCCCCUCCUGCGGGUAAACGCGUAUACUUGCGACGUUUGCGGCUCCGAGACCUUUCAAGACAUCUCGCGAAAGGAUUUCCAGCCCAUCCUCGACUGCCAGAACGAGUCGGAAUGCAAGAAGAACGGCAUUCACGGCACCCUACACAUGCAAACGCGUGCAUGUCGCUUCAGCCCUUUCCAGGAAGUGAAGAUCCAGGAGAUGGCAGACCAAGUACCCGUAGGACACAUUCCACGUUCGAUGACCGUGCAUAUCCACGGUUCCCUUACGCGUCAGAUGAGCCCUGGCGAUAUUGUUCACCUCGGAGGUAUUUUCCUGCCCAUCCCGUAUACGGGCUACCAGGCCAUUCGCGCCGGCCUUCUCACCGACACCUAUCUGGAGGCUCACCACAUCAACCAGCUCAAGAAACAGUACAGCGCCAUGGAGAUUACACCUGAGAUCCAGCGUGCUAUCGACGGCUUGCGCGACGAUCCACAGCUAUACAUGAAACUUGCUCAGAGUAUCGCUCCGGAAAUCUAUGGCCAUUUGGACGUCAAGAAGGCUUUGCUUCUUCUCCUUGUUGGCGGUGUCACGAAAGCUAUGGGCGACGGCAUGAAGAUUCGUGGGGACAUCAACGUCUGCCUCAUGGGAGACCCCGGUGUAGCCAAGUCGCAGCUCCUCAAGUACAUCACCAAGGUCGCUCCUCGCGGAGUGUAUACCACCGGUCGUGGUUCGUCGGGCGUCGGCUUGACUGCUGCCGUCAUGCGCGACCCAGUUACCGACGAGAUGGUUCUUGAGGGCGGCGCUCUCGUUCUUGCUGACAACGGCAUCUGUUGUAUCGAUGAGUUCGACAAGAUGGAAGAGUCCGACCGUACCGCCAUCCACGAAGUCAUGGAACAGCAGACCAUCUCCAUUUCCAAAGCGGGCAUCUCCACUACGCUGAACGCGCGCACUUCCAUUCUCGCCGCCGCCAACCCUCUAUACGGCCGGUACAACCCAAAGAUUUCCCCAGUGGAGAAUAUCAACUUGCCCGCGGCGCUUCUCUCGCGUUUCGACCUGCUCUUCCUCAUCCUUGACAAGCCGACCCGCGAAGACGACGAGCACCUGGCGGAGCACGUCACAUACGUGCAUAUGCACAACACUCAUCCCGAUUUCGAUUUCGAGCUCAUCGAGCCGACCCUCAUGCGGCACUACAUCGCUCGCGCCCGCGAGCACCGCCCGACCGUCCCCGCGGAAGUGUCGAACUACAUCGUUGAGACCUACGUGCGCCUGCGCAAGGUCGGGAAGGAGGACGAGGCGCAGAAGAAGUCGCACACCUACACCUCCGCGCGAACGCUCCUCGGCGUGCUCCGCCUCGCCCAGGCUCUGGCGCGUCUCCGCUUCUCGAACGAGGUCGCACACGCGGACGUCGACGAGGCGCUGCGCCUCAUGGAGGUGAGCAAGCGCAGCCUCGUCGAGGACGAAGACGAGGGCCACGACCACGACCGCUCGGACGUCAGCAAGAUCUUCCGUCUCAUCAAGGAGAUGUCGAAGCAGGCGCAGUCGGGGAAGAAGGGCCGCAAGGCACGAGGCGCGCGGAGGUUCGGACGUGGCCCUGGGGGCGAGCGCGAGAUGGACGUGGACAGCGAGGAGGAAGAGGACACGGACGAGCUGUCUAUGGUCGACAUUCGGUCGCGUGUGCUCACGAACGGCUUCACGGAAGCGCAGCUCAUGGAGACCAUUCUCGAGUACGAAAGCCUCGACGUCUGGACGCGCGUGGCGAACAACUCAAAACUGCGUUUCAUCGAGAGCGCGUAGAGCGGCUGCGCUCCGUAUUCCAUCGGUCCCAUCUCUUUCCAUAUCGUGUAGGUUAUCUCUGCAUCCCGCUGUUCUCGAUGUUGUCCUUGUCCGUGUACUAUUAUGUAGCUUAUAAAUACUAUCCAUCCAUCCCGCAUGAGUGCUGAGGAGUACAAACCGCCGAUGCAAUAAACGUCUAGCUAGCUGUGGAACGAACGACCAAGAACGCAUACUCGUACUACCGCGUCUCUGACGCAUGCUCCCAGCUGCUUCCGCUGCCACUCCCGCUCCCCGGGCUGUCCGCGCGCAGCUUCUCAUCCUCUACAGGAGAGUCGGGUUCGUCCCGAUAGCGCGCGUGCUUCGGCGAGCCGCCUGCAGUAGGCGGGUCGUCGUCCUCCAGGAACCCGGAGUGCAGACCCGUCUCGAGACCCGGCGAGAUAGUGUGCGGCCGCAGCGCGGUCUCCUCGUCCGCGUCCUCGUCGUCCGAGACCUCCCCGAAGGCGUCGUAGAGCUCCUUGGUCUGGCGCGGGCCCCGCGGCCCGGAGCCCCGGGCGUCGAGCGAGCCCAUCGCGACGUCGUCGCGCGCGGACAAGGUAGAGUAGUUCGCGCGGCGUCUACGGAGUAUCGCACGCCGCCAGAAGAACACGCCGACGCCAAUGCCGAAGACCGCGACCGCGCCAAUCGCGACGAAGAACCACAUCUGGUUCUCCACGAGCUUCGAGAGGUCGGAGAACCAGCCCUCGUCGGGCGUGGCCGAGAUGCUGGGAGCAGCGGUGGCGGACGACUCUGCGAUGUCCUCGGCCGCCUUGGUUGGCUCGCCGGAAGAGGUGGCGGACGGGAAUGCGGGCUUGUGGUUCUCGCCCUCUGCAUCGCCGUGAUCGCCGGGCAGGUGCUCUGUGGGUCGGGUGAGGGUCUUCGAGCUCGUGCUCUCGGGGACGGCGGUGGUGGAGGUGGCGGGUUCAUCAAUGGCUGCGGGUACGGGAGGGAGGACAUCCUCGACUACCGGGACCUGGUAGACUUUGAUGUCCUUGCCGGCGUCCAUGACGGAUCCCCAGACAGACAUAGUCCAUCCCAAAAACACACCGCUUUCAUCCUCUUUCCGCUGGUCACUGACACGGAUGGUCCACUCUCCCAGUGGGUCCUCGUCCCAGUGCUUCACGGUCAUGAAAGUCCAUCCAGGAUAUCCAGUCUUGGCGUUGUCGCUGUUGCGUCUGGCGGCCAAGAUGCUCCGGAUGCCAUGUGGACUGAUCAGCUCGACCUCGACAUCCCCGCGGCGCGUGUGGGUAAUCCAGACUUUGACGGUGAUGUGCUCCAGCUUCUCGAAGUUGUGCUCGUCCAACAUCUCACGGGUGAUCGUAAGCUUGCUCUCGACGCCAUCGGGAAGGAUAGGUUGGCCUCCUUGCGCCUUCUCGUCCGCGUCCAUGGUACCGUUGUUGAGCUGCACCACCGGCAGAUCGAUCCAUCCCUGCGGCUUGACGGGUUGCCAAUCCUGAGCCGCCUUGACGAACUCGUAUCCGUUGAGGCUUCCAAAGCCAUACUUGUAGCUGUACAUCCUUCCGGAUGCAGUGGACUCCCAGUCCGGAUCAUCGGGGUUGACCUGGAGCGCAGUUCGAACACACAGGUGUUGUAUAUCACGCCAACUGAGGUCAGGACGAGCCUGCAAAGCCAGAGCAAAGACGCCGGCUGCAUUUGGCGCAGCAGCGGAAGUCCCACCAUGCGAAUGCGAGCACUUGUUCUUGCCUCGAUCAGUGGUAGUGAUGUGGUUUCCGCUUCCAGACGUAUAUGCCACAAUCAUAUUCGCAGCACACGCCUCGGAGUAUUCGGGAUGAAAGCCUUUGAAGUCGAUGGCCGCAACCGUGACCGAGAAGAUACUGUUCGUGUAGCCGUCGAAGUUGCACUGGUCGCCGCUGCGUCCGCCAUUCCCGCUCGCGAAGACAAAGACCGAGCCCUUGCCUGCCCGGCCUUGCUGGAUGCCAUUCACCAUGGCCUUCUUGAUCAGGUAACCGGGUCCCUCCAUGGACCUUCCGUCAUCCGGGGGUCCCCAGCUGCAGGAGUAGAUCGAAGUGUUCUGGUAGUCGUAGUUCAAGGCAGCAGCCUCGUCGAUGUCCGAAAUUGGGCCCGAGAGGAUCCGGAUGCCAGCGACCAGGGAAUCGUACGCGAGACCAACUCCACAGACGUCGUUCUUCACAGCAGCGAUCUGACCUGCACAGCGGGUGCCGUGAUGGUCAUCGAAGAGGACAGGUGUCGGCAGCGCGGUAUGAUCGUUGUAAUCAUAUGACCCGUACGCAUAGAAGUUUGCAGCCAGGUCGUCGCUGGUGUAGUCCAACCCGUCGUCUACGAGUGCAGUGAUGACGCCCUUACCCGUGAUCCCCAUAUCCCACAGCGGUGUGACGUUCAUCAUAUGUUCCGGAAAGUCAUCGUUGACAAUGUGCCAUUGCCGCGUAAACUCGGGAUCAUGGACACCAAGACGCUGAGCGGCGGCCGCAGAGGAUUCGUGGUCUUCUGGCGGCCGUAUAGGUGGGGGCGCGCGCUUCACGCGUUGGCGGAGGGUCUGCGGGAACACAUUCCUGACCGCCGAAGCUACUCGUCGUCUUUGGAGGGCCUCUUCGGACCUGUGGGAUACGUGCGAAGAGUCUGCGGAUCGCCGGAGGCCGUCUAACGAGCGUAGGAUGGGAUCCGAGUCCCGCUUCUCGAGGCCUUUGGGUAUCCGCACUAGCCAGUGGUUCAAAAGCUCGCCCGCCCGGUCAACAACCUCGACGCCCAGCGUCCCCGCACACUCGGCCAGCGAAGCACCUGCCAGAGGGUUGUGUUCCAAGACAUAGUAAUCAUGGGUGUCAUAGUGCCGCUUUACGGGCGCAAGGGCGAGGACCGACUGGAUGGCCAGAAAGAGAGAGAGCGGGAGACGCAUUUGGCGUCGGGGUGCAGCAAGCCGUGCUGCGCGAGGAAGAGAAGAGAGGAAGAAAGCGAGAGAG
This is a messenger RNA of Trametes versicolor FP-101664 SS1, 5322 nucleotides long. RefSeq names its product MCM-domain-containing protein. Gene Ontology annotation, molecular function: ATP hydrolysis activity; ATP binding; single-stranded DNA helicase activity. Gene Ontology annotation, biological process: DNA replication initiation; double-strand break repair via break-induced replication; DNA strand elongation involved in DNA replication. The record is from RefSeq and is a predicted model, not a curated record. The transcript is spliced from 13 exons. Bases 14 to 2371 code for a protein of 785 amino acids. Gene Ontology annotation, cellular component: nucleus; MCM complex. Lineage: Eukaryota; Fungi; Basidiomycota; Agaricomycetes; Polyporales; Polyporaceae.